AUGUUUACCUCGAGUACAUCCGCAAUGAGAUUGACACGGAGCAUAACUUCUUGCAGCUCCCCUGGACCAUCCUCCUCUUGCUGUCCUUCACUGUGCUUAGCAUGGGCUUGCUCCAGCAGGAAGUGGAGUUUGCCAUGCAGGAGGCGAGGGUGUUGGGCUCGCGGUCAGAACGUUGGAGGGGGGGGCUUCUAUGUGCAAUUCUAUGGCAUCAGUUUGAGACUGCAGAUGUCGCAGGUGCAGGAAGGUCUAGGCUUGGGAGUUCCGAGCUGCAGCACGUGCAACAGAAUUGUGCCUUUUUUUGGCCAGAUUCUCAAAUUUCCUGAGUCAAAAGGGCUUUGCAAGUGGAGGGUUGCAUGGCUGUGGGGGCGAAGUUCAGCUGUCCCUGGCAGAGCCGGGCGAAAGGCAGGAGCCCGGAAGGAAACAAAGCAUCUAUGUAGGGUCCGAGCUGGUGACCCAAGGGCUACAGGUAAGUAG
Molecule: messenger RNA, 474 nt
Organism: Symbiodinium natans
Lineage: Eukaryota; Dinophyceae; Suessiales; Symbiodiniaceae
Source: the annotation of a GenBank genome assembly